Molecule: messenger RNA, 1337 nt
Organism: Chaetomium fimeti
Lineage: Eukaryota; Fungi; Ascomycota; Sordariomycetes; Sordariales; Chaetomiaceae
Exons: 2
Coding region: 297-1214 (305 amino acids)
Biological process (GO): L-ascorbic acid biosynthetic process
Molecular function (GO): calcium ion binding; gluconolactonase activity
Source: RefSeq, a predicted model, not a curated record
ACGGAUGUGAGGGCCGCCAUCCGUACUAGACGGUCUCAUGAUUGCAACCCCGCGAGCCGGGCCGCUCCCUCAGGCUCCGCACAUGGAGUCGAGGCCAGAUCAUAAAAUGUGAGGGCCAUGGCCAUUGCCCAUUGGUGGCAGCUUGCAAUUAUCCUACUUCUUUGCAUCAACGCGGCCCCGAAAUACCAAGGGCCCACUCAGCAGGAAGGGAGUGACCUCAUCCACUAUACCGUGACCCGGAACAACCGCCUCCGGCCGACUUCCCAAGUCCCUCUCACCGAGAGACCACGACAACAAUGGCGAACAACCAGGUCAUCCAGCAAUGGCACGUGAGCGAGCCGUACCUGGAAACGCACUGCUCGCUCGGCGAGGGGCCCUACUAUGAGCCGGCCACCAACACGGUGCGCUUCGUCGACAUCAAGAAGAAGCAGCUCCACACGGUUUCGCUCACCGAAGGCCCCUCGUCGCUCAAGACGCUCCAGUUCGACGAGUCCGUCACCGUCACGGCCGACAUCGAGGGCCGGGACCCGCAGGACACGCUCCUGGUCGGGGCGAAGCAGGGCCUGGCGGUGCUGGAUAGGAAGACGGGGAGGUACGAGUACGUGAGCAGGUUUGACGAGGAGAAGGGCGAGCGAAUCCGCACCAACGAUGGCGCGGUGGAUCCGAACGGCCGGUUCUGGCUCGGGACCAUGACGGACUUUGGACUGGGCCCUUUCCAGCCCGAGGGCUCCCUCUACCGUUUCGCCCGCGCCACCCCGCCGACGCGCGCCCGUGCCGGGCUCACCAUCCCCAAUUCGAUCGGCUUCUCGCCGGACGGCCGCACCAUGUACUUUACGCACUCGACGGCCCGCGAGGUGCUGGCGUGGGACUACGACGCCGCCUCGGGAGGCAGCCUGUCCAACGAGCGUGUCUUCUACCGCCACGACGGGCCCGGCGAGCCCGACGGCUUCCGCGUCGACACCGCCGGCAACCUGUGGCACGCCGUAUACGGCGAGGCGCGCGUGCUCCAGAUCUCGCCCGCCGGGCAGCUGAUUGGCCAGGUGAACAUCCCCACGCGGAACCCGACUUGCUGCGACCUGGUUGGCGGUGGAGAGCUGGUCAUUACUACGGCGGACGACGCCGAGGGAGAGGGAGAGAGUCAGCGGUUGGGUGGGGCGGUGUUCCGGGUGGCGGUCGGCGCCGAGGGGGCGAAGAGGUUUGCGUUUAGGAUGUAGGCGAGGGAGUCAUUGGCGGGGUGGGGGUUGGCGAAGGUGGGUGGACAUGGCGGAACAGUUGCGCGGUAACUGAAAUGGCGAGGCGGAGGCGGUGGCGGAUUCUAGAUGGGGUGGUCAUAGACU